GGCAGGGCAGGGAGGUGGUGAUGUCAAAGCGGGCGGGGGAAGGAAGGUGGGCAACUGCCAGGCAACAGGUUCCAGAUCAGAAUCGCCCUUUCAGACCGUUCUCUCUCGCCUUCUUUCGUCCUGGGAUCAGAGUGGCGCCUGGCUGAUUAAGUCACCUCUUUCCCUUCUUCUCCCUCCUUAUCAUGGGGGGGGGAAAGAAAAAGGGGGAAGAUCCCGCUUCUUCCUCCCUCAGCCCCUAUGGGGAGAAGUGCAAAUUUGAUCCCUCUUUCCGUGGUCCCAUUCAGAAAAGGAGCUGUACCGACAUUAUCUGCUGCAUUCUCUUCACAGUUUUCAUUGCCGGCUAUAUCGUGGUGGGAAUUCUGGCAUGGGUAUAUGGUGAUCCCCGGCAGGUUAUUUAUCCCAGGAAUUCAACUGGAGCAUAUUGUGGAACCAGCGAAAAUAGCAACAAACCUUUUCUUUUCUACUUCAACAUUAUGAAAUGUGCCACAAGUGUGAACAUCCUGGCAGCUGCAAUGAAUGGAUUGCAGUGCCCUACGACACAGAUUUGUGUCUCAUCUUGCCCCGACAAAUUUUGGGUGGUGCCUCCGCAGAGCUUGGUUGCUCUAAAUGAUAAGCCUGAUAAAGUAUGGAACCAGUUGUUUUGCCAGCCUGGUGUUGACCUCAAGACUACCAACCUGACAGUGAAAGAAAUUCUUCACUUCCAGCUAUGUCCGGAAUUCACAGUCCCAUCUAAGUCACUGGUUAAUCGUUGCUUCCCUGCUUUUAACAUCUCUGACGAAAAAGCCUUUAGUGUGGGUGGAAUGACUUCAAAUCAAACCCUGGAGUAUAUCAAGAAUGGUACAGCAGAUCUUAUACAGUCUCUCGAUGCGAAGAACAUUGGACUAAAGAUCUUUGAAGAUUUCACACGGUCAUGGUACUGGAUCCUGAUAGGGCUGCUGAUUGCCAUGGUGCUGAGCCUCAUAUUCCUCCUGCUGCUGCGCUUCACUGCUGGGAUUCUGGUGUGGAUUCUCAUCGUGGGGCUGCUGGGUGUCAUUGCAUACGGGAUCUACCACUGCUAUAUGGAGUACCGUGACCUUGACAAGAAGGGAGCCACCAUCCAGUCCAUUGGUUUUACCACCAACUUGAGUGUCUACAGUAGCGUCAAGGAGACGUGGCUCGCAGCCUUGAUAAUCCUGUGUGUGGUGGAAGUCAUCUUGCUCCUCACCCUCUUGUUCCUCCGCAGCCAGAUCUUAAUCGCCAUUGCACUCAUCCGGGAAGCCAGCAAAGCCGUUGGAUACAUGAUGAGUUCUCUUAUCUAUCCCUUGGUGACCUUCGUCUUGCUGGUAAUAUGUGUGGCCUACUGGGGCAUGACUGCUCUAUAUCUCGCCACCUCUGGAGGGCCCCUUUAUCGCGUCACACCCACAAAUGACAGUGAUCCUGCCUGUGUAGAAAUCUCUGGUAAUGAUAGCUGCAAUCCACUGGAGUUCAAUGUCUCCUCCAAGCUCCCUUGCGUGGUCAAAUGCACCUUCUACAAGUACAAUGACGAAGGGCUGUUCCAGCGCAACCUCUUCAAUCUGCAGAUCUACAAUGUCCUGGGUUUCCUCUGGUGCAUCAACUUUGUCAUUGCUCUGGGGCAGUGUGUGUUGGCGGGCGCUUUUGCCUCUUACUACUGGGCCUUCAACAAGCCCCAAGACAUCCCAGCUUGUGCUGUAAUCAGCGCCUUCGUCCGGACAUUACGAUAUCAUAUAGGAUCCCUUGCUUUUGGUUCCCUCAUCCUCACUAUUGUCCAAGUCAUCCGCAUUGUACUGGAAUAUCUGGACCACAAGAUGAAAGAUUCCCACAAUCCAGUUACUAAGUGUAUGCUUUGCUGUCUGAAGUGUUGCUUCUGGUGUCUGGAGAAGUUCCUCAAGUUCCUCAAUAGAAAUGCCUACAUAAUGAUUGCCAUUUAUGGAAAGAAUUUCUGUGUGUCGGCCAAAAAUGCUUUCAUGCUCCUGAUGCGUAAUAUUGCCAGAGUUGUAGUAUUGGAUAAAAUCACUGACCUGCUGCUGCUUUUUGGGAAGCUCUUGGUAGUUGGUGGAGUUGGCAUUUUGGCGUUCUUCUUCUUCACGGGGCGAAUCCCCAUUGAUAAUCCCCAGUUCCAAUCCCCAGUUCUCAACUAUUAUUGGCUGCCCAUCCUGACUGUUGUGGUAGGUGCCUACCUCAUAGCUCAAGGAUUCUUCAGCGUCUACAAUAUGUGUGUUGACACUCUCUUCCUCUGUUUCUUGGAAGACUUGGAGCGGAAUGAUGGCUCCCAACAGAAGCCGUAUUACAUGUCCAAGUCCCUCAUGAAGAUCCUCAACAAGAGCAACAAGAGUGCCAAGAACAAGUAGAAAUAAUUCAGUGCAGGCAGGAAUGCUCCCCUUGCUACAUCAGCUCACAAUACUGGACCACAACAUUUCUUACUAUGUCACUUCCUGUCAGCCAUUCCUGGCUUUGAGACC
Molecule: messenger RNA, 2459 nt
Organism: Rhineura floridana
Lineage: Eukaryota; Metazoa; Chordata; Lepidosauria; Squamata; Rhineuridae
Gene: SLC44A4
Product: solute carrier family 44 member 4
Exons: 21
Coding region: 183-2348 (721 amino acids)
Biological process (GO): thiamine pyrophosphate transmembrane transport; choline transport
Cellular component (GO): plasma membrane
Molecular function (GO): thiamine pyrophosphate transmembrane transporter activity
Source: RefSeq, a predicted model, not a curated record